Messenger RNA from Eupeodes corollae, 1000 nucleotides. RefSeq lists its product as uncharacterized. Gene Ontology annotation, cellular component: nucleus. The record is from RefSeq and is a predicted model, not a curated record. Lineage: Eukaryota; Metazoa; Arthropoda; Insecta; Diptera; Syrphidae. The transcript is spliced from 2 exons. The coding region runs from base 294 to 866 and encodes 190 amino acids.
UCUAAAGUAAAAUUGUUCGAAUUCGCAAAAUCGCAACUCUGUAAUUCUAUAAGCAAGUUCUGAAAACGAAACUCGAACAGCUCUAGUACUGCCAAGUCGUUUUUUGUUUUAGAACAAAUUUGGUACUACGUUCGGCUAAAGUUAAUGUCAAAAUCUUGCGAAUUCGGAAAUAACCGUUCUACAUCAAAUGUGCUUGCGAAAAGGUCGAUCGAGGAAGUUUUUUUUUCAGAAUGUAAGUAAAUAAAAGUUAUAAAUUAAUAAUUCUCAAAUAUUUCAUAAACAUAGUAAUAUGUAUGUAUAAUUUAUAUGUUUUUUGUUUCAGGGCAUCAUCUAAAAUUCGAAACACUAAAGUGUCGCAAUUUGAAAUAAUGGUCAAUUAUAUGACCCAGCACCCAGACUUGUCCAAGGGUUAUUUAAAAACACCAGGAGUAAGACAGAAAUCAAGGCAUUUAUGGACCAAUCUGUCAAUCGAUUUGAAUGCUGAAGGUCCACCGCAGCGUGAUGCAGAGGGAUGGAAAAAGGUCUGGGCCGAUUUUAAGGUUCAUACCAAAGCCAAACUUAGAAAAAAUAAAAUAAAUUUGUCUGGAACUGGUGGUGGUCCCCCGAAACAUCAUCCACUUACUCCACUGGAAGAGAAAGUCAGUGAGUUGCUUGACUUAGGUGAAGCAAUCGAUGGGAUGAAUGGAUCCCUUAGUUUCGGGUUGCAAGACACCAGCAUGAGCUGCAGUCAAGAUCAUGAAGAAGCGGAAAUGUUUGAGGUUAUUGCUGAAACGCAGACAAACGACAACAUUAGCCAAAAGGUAAACCUACCACAUCCACGAAAAACACCAAAAAAAAAGACAGUCGCUCCUCGAGAAGCAAGUUGAGCAUCAAAUAAGUUACCAAAGCAAUUCCACCGAUGCUCUGAAGGAGAUUAAUAUAAAUUUAAAAGGAAUUUUAAAAUACAAAAAAAGAGAUUCUGAACUAAACGAAAAAAACUACAAAUUGAAAAAAGAGAAGC